Schistosoma turkestanicum is the source of this 1824-nucleotide messenger RNA. The record is from the annotation of a GenBank genome assembly. Lineage: Eukaryota; Metazoa; Platyhelminthes; Trematoda; Strigeidida; Schistosomatidae.
AUGUUUAAUUAUCUAAAAAGAAUGUUUUGUGGUGAAUUUGAUACUGAUGAACUAUCCAACAUUAAUGUUGAAGGCAAUCUUGGCAUUAAAGUAUCAUCACCUUCAGUAUCCUUUGGAUGUAUCGAAAGUGCAUCGAAUCUUAUCAAUCUAAAUAAAAUAAGUUCACGAAUACUUGAAGAUGCCGCAUUGAAAUUAUGGUCAAAUUUAAAUCUGGAUAGAAUAAAUUUUAAUCAUGAAUUGUUAAAAUUAACUGCAAAGUUACAAGAAAAUAUUGCUGUUAACUUCAAUAAUCAACAACAAUAUCAUCAUGAAUAUUGUAAUGAUGGUAACAAUAAUGAUUAUACUAAUUAUAGGUUAGCACAGAUUUUCUCUCUGUCUAACUUCAAAGUAAAUCCAUCAUCAUCAUCAUCAUCAUCAUGUUCACAGUCAACAUUGUCAUCGCCUUCUAUAAUACAUGACAACAUAAACAAUUAUAACAAUACUAAUGUUACUAAAAUGAAUUCCAAAAAUGACAUUGCAUUAUCACUAACUAAUUAUUCAACUGUAUCACAAAUUGCUCAAUUAGCAUCAGUUGCUAACCUUUCAAAUUCUACUGGAUUAGAUCUACAUUGUCCAGCUAACUUUUAUGCACUAGAAAAUGAUAAACUGAUCACUUCUAAUUAUACAAAUGAGGCUCAUACAAAUAUUACCGAAACUUUAAUUCCUAAUAAUUCAGCUAACAUUACCACUUCCAUUGCAAACACCUUAUUAUCUGGUCAUAAUACUUCAUCUUUUACAAAUAACACAUCUGUUCAUUAUACCGAUGUUUCUUUUCAAAAUCUAGCUGAAAAUUCUAAUGUGACGACUGAAAAUGAGAUUUCACAUGAUGUUUUACAGCAACAACUUAAAAAUCUGUCUGAUUAUCAUUGUCAUCGACAACAAAUCACAAAGUCAAAAUUAUCUGAACUACAAACUGAAGAUACAAACAGUUCGAUAGAAAUAAAACAAUCAAAGCCGUCAAUAGAAUUAAUCAAAACUAAACAGACAUUAUAUUGUUGCGCUAUAUGCCGACAAAGAUUUCAUUCAAAUACUGGUCUAAGACGUCAUAAUCUAGCUUUACAUGCAACUGAAGCUAUGAAAUGUGACCAAUGUGUGAAAGUUUUCAGACAUCAAGCAGCUUUAUCUGAUCAUAAAAAACGUGUUCAUGGUCCACGUGAAUAUAUUUGUGGUAUAUGCUCUGCGGAUUUCGCUACAGAAACUUAUCUACGUUCCCAUGUACGAAUUCAUGAUGAGAAAAGAUUCAUUUGUUUAGAAUGCAAACAUGGUUUUUCAAAUCCAUCAGAUUUAAAAAAUCAUAUGCGAAUACAUAAUGAUGAAAAACCAUUUGAAUGUGAAGUGUGUGGCAAAGCAUUCCGUCAUGUUAGCGGGUUUUAUGCUCACAUACGAAUUCAUACAGGUGAAACACCAUAUCAGUGUGAACUGUGCGCAAAGAAAUUUAGUAAUGCAAGCAAUUUCCGUAUGCAUAGAAGGGUACAUACGAAAGAAAUGCAGUUUCGCUGUCAAACAUGUGGUAAAGAAUUUAUCCAACCAAGUAAUUAUAGCCGACAUCUACGCAUACAUACAAAAGAAAGACCUUAUUCAUGUAAUUUAUGCUCCGCGGAAUUUCUCUAUUCUACUUCUCUAAAACGACAUCAACAACGUCAUCACGGUUUAGAAUUAUUAAGAUGUCAGUUAUGCCAGAAAACUUUUCUCAAUGAAUCAUGCCUUAUUCGACAUCGUACUGGUUGUGAAUUACGUGCUUGUGUUAAAACGGCAGAUGAAGAAUUAUACACCCAUUUAUUAUGA